AUGGCGUCAAAACCAUGGAUAGUCGAGAUUUGCUCGACAGACGUUUCCAGCCUUGAGCCAAAAGGCGCCACCACCAAACACAACACCAAAAUGUCACCAGUGGUGGUCCCUCAGUCCCCAAAACAGCCAAAGACGACCGGUUCAUUCUCACGCCUCUCCGAGACUUACGAGUCCACCUUUCCAGCAAUGCGCCUGUUCGCCGCCGACGCUAUAUCCCUGGCGCCGCCCAUCACCUCUUCUUCCGUCGUCCACGACAAUGGCUGCGGCCCGGGCAUCGCGACCGCCGAGAUCCUUGCCCGGUGCUGCGGCGGUCACGAUCAUCACCAACAUCACCACCACCACCACCACCACCACUUCCCAUCACUACCCGCGCAGGCUCCCCCACGGAUAGAGGCCACCGACAUAUCACCCGCCAUGACGAGCGCGGCUGCCCGGCGCGGCGCGUCCGUUCGCGCCCAGGUCAUGGACAGCAGGCACCUAGCGGGUCUCGACGAUGACGUCUUCUCUCACUCCUUCUCUGGCUUCGUGGUCCUAGGUAUGUCUACCGCCGACGGCGCCCGCGUCGUCUCCGAGAUGCGCCGCACCCUCCGGCCCGGCGGGACGGGCGUCCUUACCGCGUGGGCGGAGCUGGGCUACGUGGAUCUGUUUGAGAGCGUGGCAGGGGCCGCCAAACCCGACGCCGAGGUGGACACGUCGCGCGCCGUCUUGAGCGAGCGCGGGCUGCGUGCAAUGCUGGAGCUGGGAGGGUUCUCAUCGCAGUCGUCACUCUUCAGCAUGAAGAGGAGCAGCAUCGGCAAAUCCCGCCUGGCGCGGGCGAGGAGCCGCACCAAGCUCGCCGACGACGGGCCCAGCGCCGUGGUGGAGCUGAGGAGCAUCACGCGCUCCUUUCCCUGGGCGCUCUGGACCACCCAGGCCUACGAUCAGAUCCGCCGGAGCAUGUGCGAAGGCUACACGGGGGCCGGGUGGAGCAGGCAGGACAAGGACCGGCUAGACGGCCUGCUGGCCGACCGGAUAAGGCGCCUUGCCGAGAACGGCGAGACGUAUCACAUGACGGCCUGGGUUGCCGUGCUCCGGAAAUAA
This is a messenger RNA of Pyricularia grisea, 1080 nucleotides long. RefSeq lists its product as uncharacterized. NCBI's taxonomy places the organism in Eukaryota, Fungi, Ascomycota, Sordariomycetes, Magnaporthales, Pyriculariaceae. The transcript has a single exon. Gene Ontology annotation, molecular function: S-adenosylmethionine-dependent methyltransferase activity. The record is from RefSeq and is a predicted model, not a curated record. The coding region runs from base 1 to 1080 and encodes 359 amino acids.